Molecule: messenger RNA, 3489 nt
Organism: Toxotes jaculatrix (banded archerfish)
Lineage: Eukaryota; Metazoa; Chordata; Actinopteri; Toxotidae
Product: beta-1,4-galactosyltransferase 1-like
Exons: 2
Coding region: 79-1143 (354 amino acids)
Biological process (GO): protein N-linked glycosylation; carbohydrate metabolic process
Molecular function (GO): beta-N-acetylglucosaminylglycopeptide beta-1,4-galactosyltransferase activity; cytoskeletal protein binding
Source: RefSeq, a predicted model, not a curated record
CUUGCAAAGGGAAAUGCAGGUAGCAGAGCCACACCAGAGCUGCUGAGAACACACUACUCAUCUCCAGGGGUAGCAAAAAUGAUACAAAAACUCUUUCAUGUAAUAGUACUUUGUGCUGUCCUUAGUCUGGCAUGUUUUGUUGUUGUUUCGCUGUACAACCAAAACAAGAGUUUUUCUUUCUAUACUAUUUCACAUCAUGCAGAGAAGAUAAACGACACAAUUUCCAGGUUAAUAGAUGGACGUGUUCAUCAGCUGUGGGCACUGAAGGAGAAAGCCUCAACAUCCAGCCAAGAGAAGGCACAGACACCUACACCAAAACCUUUGGAUCCCUGCCCUGACACCUCUCCAUAUCUUGCCGGUCCUAUCGCCGUGGAAUUUGAUGAAAAAACUUUGGAUCAAGUGAGACAAGAAGUCGGUUUUCCACUUCAGGAGGGAGGACGGCACAAGCCACCAGACUGCACCUCCCCACAAAAGGUGGCAAUCAUCAUCCCAUUCCGAAACCGGCAUGAGCACCUGAAGCACUGGAUGUACUACCUCCACCCUUUAUUGAUCCGGCAACAGUUGGACUAUGGUGUAUAUGUCAUCAACCAGGAUGGAGAGGGAGUGUUCAACCGGGCUAAACUGAUGAAUGCAGGCUAUGUUGAAGCACUGAAAGAAUAUGAUUAUGAUUGUUUUGUUUUCUCUGACAUAGACCUAGUUCCCCUGAAUGACCGCAACCUUUACAGAUGUUUUGACAAUCCCCGACAUCUGGCUGUGGCUAUGGACAAAUUUGGCUACCAGUUACCCUACUACACCUACUUUGGUGGGGUUUCUGCAUUGUCUAAGGACCAAUUCUUAAAGAUUAAUGGCUUCCCAAACACUUACUGGGGCUGGGGUGGUGAGGAUGAUGAUAUCUAUAAUCGAGUUAUAUUCCGUGGAAUGUCCAUUUCUCGGCCCGACAUGGUGACGGGAAAGUACAAAAUGAUCAAACAUGAAAGAGACUUGCACAAUGAGCCGAAUCCACAAAAUCCUGGAAAACUGAGCCAAACCAGGAGGACCAUGAAUGAUGAUGGAAUUAACUCCCUCAAAUACACAGUCAAGGAGAUUGUGAAGGAUAAAUUAUACACUUUUAUCACUGUGGAUAUUGACGCUCCGCCAAAGUGAGUGAAGAUGGAACCUGUGGAUCCUGGAGUGGUUUUGACUAUUGGUUCACUGACUUUUCAUUCUCAGGAUUCAAACAAAAAGUGGGUGGUGCUCAGCCUAUUUUGUCUUGGGUGGAUUUAUGUUGUUAAAAUCUAUUUUCAAAGUCAGAGACUGUGGAUCUCCCCUCAGACAAAGCUUAGUUUGCCCGCUUGGUUUUGCUCAAAUCCUGGAUGCCUAUGGGAUCAUGAUUAUGGUAUUUCAUCCCAUAGACAAAGAAAAGUUUUGUCCUAAGGAAUGCAUUAGUUUGUGACUCUGUUCAAGGGGGAAAACUGCAAAAUCUCUGAACUACCUCUUUAACUAUCUCCGUUUGAUAACUAAUUUAAUAACUAAUAUUUUUUUCACUUCCACUUUGCCUCCCCCGAAACUCAUCAGAAUCCCGCCCCUGUAAACCUCAAUUGCAGAUAAGUUUCUGCUUGUUACAAGGCAAUUUUUACUUGCCACUGUCACCAAGUGCUUGCCCAUGGGUGAAAUGUAUACAAAUAAAAAUAUAGGUCUAUACUAAAAGUGCUCUGAGAAAACUGUUGCUAUGUAAAUAAAACUGACUUGUCUUUAACUUGCAUAUAUCUUAAGCAAAUUUGUGCUUGCAAACUGGAAUAUCACCAUCAAACAUGAUUUAUCAACCCCACCUCUCUAUAUUCAGCAUAUUUAGUUGUCUUCUUCACUGCUAAAGAAAGCUUUUCACCAUCCUUGCUCUGAUUGAAAAUUUCUUGGGUGUCAGUUACAGUUUUAAUCUUCCCUGGGGUCGGUUCUACAAGGGUCAUGAAAGGCUUGUUAUAAUUGUCUUGGAUCAUAUUGGAUAACUCUUAACUUAGCAGUCUAGUCUUAAAGUUUACAGUGUUAUGGUAAUCCUGAGAUUCCUCUUUAGAAUCAAGAGCAGCAAUCUAGAUGUUACUUCCGAUCUUAUAGAUAGGAAUUAACAUGUAUCCCAAAAUCUGAAGAAUAAAUACAUAAAAGUCACUCUCAAACUCACCAUCACUACAAUGAACUGAAAAUUUUGGUUAAUUUUGCUUACUGUAGCUGAAUAAGGGGUUUUCAGCUCUUCUCCCGCAUGAGUGACGUGUUUGAGUAUACUUAUCAAACAGUUCAAAAACUUUUGUAUCACUCCCCAUGCAAGGUACUUUCCUGGUAACAGAUACAGUUGGAAGCCUAAGGUGUCAGAGAAAUAGGAAUUUUUAGUUCAUUCAUGCAGAAGACGCUUUAGAAAGACUAUUAUAUAGCUCUUUACCCUGAGCAUGCAACACAUACAAACAGUCAUACAUAUAUGGUGUGUGGUGAUGCAGCCACAUGGUAAUUACAUUACAUUUAGAAAAGCAAGACCAGUUGUGCAUUCUGCAAAAUUCAACUCCGUUUCAACUCUGUAUCAAACCAAUAACUUGCUUCCUCUGACCUAAAAUUGCAAAAGGAAGUUCCACUCAUCAUUCAUCUUGUGAUUUGUAACGCAAUUCAUUUUCUGUUUUGCUGCUCACAAGCUCUCAAUAAUAAUAAGGAAAUAUCUAUUUUCCUGCCAAUUUCAUCAUUUCAAAGUCAGAAAUGUGUCACUGUAGAGACACACACGUGCCUGCUAUGUUUUAGGAACAACUUGGCUUGAACAGCCACGCAGACCUUGUUAAAUAUGCAUUUGUUCCUCCCUGGCAUCCUGGUGCACUGGUCUAAACAAGUCAUACAGGUCUUUACCUGUAUGACUUUCUCAGUAGAAGUUAACACCUAGCUUCACACUGUAUGGAAUGCAUUUGUCUUUCCAGUGUAUGCUCAGUCACAGAGUCAAAAGCCGGCCUGUUGAUGAAUUAUUGACAAGUGGUGAGGAUUACACAACAUAGCCCAGAGAGGAACUGUAGCAUAGGGAGGAGCAGCAGACAGAGGGGAUUGCAUAGACUGGAGAAAAAUGGUGGUAGUGGUGGUGGUUGGUCAUGAGGUUUCCACAAGUAUAUCCACAUUUAAUGUAAAUUUAUAAAAGUAUAGGGUGAUAUAUUGACAGGGUUUGAUGCUGCGUUAUAUAUCAACAAUUCAGUUAUUUGGAGGUGGUUCAGAUUUAAAAGUUUACAUUUUUUAUGUUUGUUAUGUUUUGUUAAACAGGAGAGGAAAUCUUGUACUGUUGAAAAAAAAUUAAGGACCAUUCUUAGAGCUAGUUUCUCUUAGAGCUCUUGUUUGUUUUGCAGCUGUAUAUUUUCUGUCUUUGCAUUUUAUUUUCAAUUCAAUUCAGUUCAAUUCAAUUUUAUUUAUAUAGUGCCUUCCACAAUCAAAAUUGUCUCAAAGCGCUUAACCAUUUUGACCACAGUCUAUUUUAAUAAAAGUGCUUGUGACACCUUA